AUGUGUCAAAUGUGGCAACGAAUUCGAUAUGGAGUUCGGUGGAAGCCAGCAGAGCGCCUUGCUCUUGCAGCGCGAGCGCUUGAUUUGACGAAAGUGAAAUCGGUUGACAUUUCACUGGAUCCAUUCCAUAGCGGAAAUGCAUCAGUAAGGAGGUUUUGGGAGUGCAUCAUGAGUCCGAAGGUUAGGAUGACGAACCCUACCGUCAAAGUGUCAGCUGAAGUUCGUAACGAUCGGCAACCUCCAUUCUUCAUUGCUACUUUAGAUAAUGGGAAGAAACUUCUCUUCAAAACUGACAACAUGCCUGCAAUGGAUCUGAUCAUGCGGUUUAACAAACUACUAGGAAACCCGGAACUGGGUAAAUCUGGAACUAGACCGCGACCCAAGCUAUGA
Ostertagia ostertagi is the source of this 390-nucleotide messenger RNA. Lineage: Eukaryota; Metazoa; Nematoda; Chromadorea; Rhabditida; Trichostrongylidae. The record is from the annotation of a GenBank genome assembly.